This is a messenger RNA of Rhododendron vialii, 1930 nucleotides long. RefSeq names its product UPF0481 protein At3g47200-like. Bases 226 to 1572 code for a protein of 448 amino acids. Lineage: Eukaryota; Viridiplantae; Streptophyta; Magnoliopsida; Ericales; Ericaceae. The record is from RefSeq and is a predicted model, not a curated record. The transcript is spliced from 2 exons.
GAAUCCCUUUCAAGUCCCUUACUUAAAUGUCAAGUGAGUGAGAUAGAAAAAGGAAAAGACACAAGAUGCUGAAGUCAUUUGUAAUUCCAAGAAAACAUGAUGCUUGUGUCUUUUACUCAAAGACCAGCUAGAAUUCUAUAUAUAUAGGGUGAAUUGGAGUGGAGUGGAUUGUUGGGUAGUUUUCUGUACCUAGUGGUAAAAAGCCCCUAGUUAAUUAGGAGGGAAAUGGCAGAAAACGAUGAUUGGGUGGUAACAGUGAAGGAAGAAUUGGAGCGAAUGGCACCAUUAGCCACUAUCGGAGCUGCAGAAAAGCCGCACUGGGACAAGCGUUCAAUAUACAGAAUCCCGGAGUCUGUCAUGGACCAAAACAUGAAAGCCUACAAGCCUCAUUUUGUCUCGUUUGGGCCUUACCAUCAUGGCGACUCUCAUUUGGCACUGAUGGAGGAGCACAAGCACCGCGCUCUCCUCCAUUUUCUCAAGAGAUCCAAUAAGCCUCUCGAGUCCUACGUCAACUCUCUAGCCGAAGUCGCUCAAUGUCUUAAAGACUCGUACGAGUCACUUGAUCUUGUUUGGGAAAGAAACACCAAUAGGUUCUUGCAAAUGAUGAUUGUCGAUGGCUGCUUUAUGAUUGAGGUACUGCGUAACUUUACGAAGGCAACGAAUGAUUACGCUGACAGUGAUCCAAUCUUUAGUAAUCAUGGGAAGCUCCACAUUGUGCCUUAUAUCAGACGAGACAUGCUUAUGCUUGAAAAUCAACUCCCUAUGCUUGUUCUCACCACACUUCUUGCCGUUGAAAAUGAGGAAACUAAGAACGAUGAGGAAUUUUUGAACAAACUCAUUCUGAAGUUCUGCUGCCGCAACGGGUUCUCACACAAGGCCCGCAUGGGCAAAUGCUUGCACUUACUCGAUGUGCAAAGGAAGAUCCUCCUUGGGGAAGACACAAGCGAGACAAAAAUACAUGAAGGCGGAGGCGGCGAGAGAAAAAACGACAAAAAGGGAAAAACAGACAGUGAAGCAAGUGCUGGAGGCAUCGAGAUCAUCCGGUCCGCAAAGGAGCUCCACGAAGCCGGAAUUACUUUCAGCACAAGCAGUACCCAAAGCCUCAAAGACAUCACCUUCAAAGGCGGAAAGCUGAGGCUCCCGCCCAUCGUGGUAGAAGACACUACCGCGUCUAUGUUUUUGAACCUCAUCGCUUUCGAGCGGUUCCAUGUCGGGGUCGGGAACGCGGUCACCUCUUACGUCUUUUUCAUGGACAGCAUCAUUGAUAGUGCCAAGGACGUCAGCCUCCUGCACGACGAAGGCAUCAUCCAGAAUGCCCUCGGUAGCGACAAAGCCGUGGCCGCACUCUUUAAUUCCAUUUCUAAGGACGCAACACUCGACCCGACCAGCAGCCUGGACUUGGUGCAUAAGAAGGUUGAUAAGCACUGCAACAAGACGUGGAACAAGUGGAAGGCGAAUCUCAAGCACACCUACUUUAGGAACCCUUGGUCGACUUUCUCUUUCGCAGCGGCUAUCUUGCUUUUCGUGCUCACUAUACUGCAGACAAUAUUCACCAUCUGGCCAUCCAAAUGAUUCUCCAUCGCUCUCCGUCUCCUCCAAUGCUUUAAGCAGAUCGAUCCAAGUCUGCCUUCCCAUCGACUUGGCUAAUUUGCAUUAUUUACUUUGAUUGCUUGCAAAAUAAGGACCGUGUGAGUCUAUUACAGUGUGCUGUGUGUUUUCAAUAAAGUGUUUCCCCAGGUUGGUAAACAAAAAGAACUUGUUUACAGAGGAGGUGCAAACGUGGGGUUUGUCAUGUUUGCAUCCCUCCAUGUGUGGGCCCCAUCGCCAUAUGUUAGGCUAUAAGUAAGGUGUUAGGCUAUAAGGAGCUUUGCCUUGUCUUUGCAUUAAUUAAGAACUCAUAAACUUCCUCUGCAAAAUGAAUCAUUAGUUA